Messenger RNA from Neltuma alba, 4709 nucleotides. RefSeq lists its product as uncharacterized. Lineage: Eukaryota; Viridiplantae; Streptophyta; Magnoliopsida; Fabales; Fabaceae. The transcript is spliced from 11 exons. Gene Ontology annotation, molecular function: protein binding. The record is from RefSeq and is a predicted model, not a curated record. The coding region runs from base 98 to 4111 and encodes 1337 amino acids.
AUUCAUUUCGAUCAUCUGCCCAAAUAAUCGAUUAACCUGAGACUUUCGUCGCCACUGUAAAUUAUCGUUAUUCCGAUUAGAUGACUCCGAUUUUGGCAUGUCGCCGGCGUUGGUAGUUCCCGGAGCUCCGGUGCAUACCGACAAUCCCACUGGUUGGGCCUCUCCUCCUAUCUCCUUCGAGCUUUUUCGGUUUUCUCCAAUCAGCCAAUUCGGACGACAUCAAAAGUUUCCGCAUCACAUGGAACAAACCAAUGCCAUGGAUGGAGCAUCUGGGAUUUCAAAAUCGAAGGUCCAGAAUUCGAAUUUCACCUUUAGCAGCCCUUCUGCUCCAUCUUCGCGCCCGGUUUCGGGUCUGUCUAGGCCGAGAUUGAUGAAGGUUCGCAAGCAGAAUAAUGCUCAGAAUUUGAGGGCGACGACAGGGAUCGAGGAGAAUCUGCUUGCUCCUGGUUUCAAUCCUUUUGCUUCUGUUGGCGACAACGUGGUGCGACCCGUUUCUGGGUCGGGGAUGGCUUCGUCGUCUCUAUUCAGUGAAAUUGAUGCGGGACAGACUGGAAAUGAGCCAUUUGUCUUUGGAGGCAAGAGGGUUGAUCCGGGUUCGAAUUUAAACAAGAACCACAUGGGUUCUGCGGUGAAUUUCGAUCAAGGAAUUGCUGAUCAAAUGAGAAAUUUGAAAAUGGGCAAUGUGAAUGAUGUUUCAAACUUUAAAGAUGGGGGUUAUAAGAAGGGUGAGUAUGCAUUUCAGAGUGGUCAUAAGAAGAGUUUCAGUCAUGAUGGAAGCUUGGUCUCAGCGCUUCCAGAAGACAUGAGGAAGUUGAAUAUUGGCGUUGGCGGAGUUGAAGACAUUGACAAAACCAAAAGCAGAUACUUAAAUACAUAUACGGAUGAUUUUUCCAAAUUCACAUUCCAGAGUACAUCCAACCCAAGUAUUUCUUCCACUGUUGAAAUAGAACUCCAAAGAGAGUUGAACAAGAAAUUGAGCAUUAAAGAAAGCAGUUCUGUUGGUCUACAUAUUGAUAACUCAACAAAUGAAGUUCUCAACCAAAUGAAGAACUUAAAUGUGAAGGAUUCUUCGGCUUUUGGUAGUGUUAAGAAGAAUGAAGUUGAUGUAACAACUGGUAGAAGCACAGAAGCCAGUCUGUUGAGAGAAAUGGAGAAGUUAAAGUUAUUCAGUGAGAAGGAGGACUUCACUAGACCAAAAUUUUGGAAUCCUUCCUCUCAGGUACCUGAGGGGGAAAUUAACCAAACAGUUGGAAGUGGUGGUCAGGUAGACAAACCCAAGGAAGGCAUCAGCAUGACACAAAAUGCCACGCCUUCAUUGUCAUUCUUAUCUGGAGGCGUAAAUUUUCCCAUGGUUGGAAAUUCUUCUGGAGUCACCAAGAGAGAUGAAUUUGUCUUUACAGGGAAGAAAGAUGGUUCAAACUCAUCUUUUGUUGAGUUCAAAACACCAGGAUUAAGCAAGGAACAAACUAGCAACCCAAGAGUGAAGAAAAGAAGAGGUAAACUUAAGCUGUCUACCCCUGUCCAGUUGUUUCAUGGACAAGAUUUUGUUUCAAAGGAAACUGUUACCGAAGGAAACCCAGAGGCUUCUGAGGCUUAUUCACCAAUGGAAGUCUCUCCAUAUCGGGAAACAUGGGCUGAAACUCGUUGUUCAAGGGAGAAUUCUGUGACGUCCAACGAGUCCUUGAGUCUUGAUACCAACUCUACUGCUACUGAUGUGGUGCAGACUUCUCAUGAUGCUAUAGAUGAAGAUCUAAUUGCAAAAACAGAAUGCUUACUUAUCGAUGAAUGUGAUGCUGCAUGCAAGGAAACAAAGGAGAAAGCUUCAGAGUACCACAUUCCUAAAAUUAUUUUCAGUGAGGAUCCACAAGAUGGGUCUACAUCUGGGGUGGAAACUGAAAGCUUUAAAUCUGCAAAUGAUGAAGUGGAAGCUGCGAGCAGUCCACGCUCAAGUGUUGAAGCCUGUGGUGUUGAUAGUAUGCCACAUCUCAGUCGUACUUCAAGUUCAAAUGAUAUAAGUGGGUUCCCCUUCACAUUCGCUGCCUCUCACUCGGCUGAAGCUCAAUCAUCUAGUCCUAAGCGUCACCUCAAAAAGAAAAAUUGGCUAAAUUUUGGUUAUGAUGCCCACAGCUCGACUCCAAGCUUGAAGAUUUCUUAUUCAUCACCAUCAAUGUCCUUUUCUUCAUGCUCAGAGACAUCAUGUCUUUUCACAUCAGGGCAAGCUCAGAAAGACAAAGUAUCAACUCCUCAACCUAAGACGAGGGAUUCUGAGAUUAAUAAGGAGCAGGGGAUGAAGGAGGAGGCUGCUUCUAAAAAUGCUGCAAACAUUGCUGCUCAGGAAGCUUGUGAGAAGUGGCGACUCAGGGGAAACCAAGCCUAUAAAAACGGGGAUUUAUCUGUGGCAGAGGAUUGUUACACUAAAGGACUUCAAUGUGUUUCUAAAGAGGCAACAUCCAGGAGCUCCAUGAGAGCUUUGAUGCUCUGUUAUAGCAAUCGUGCUGCCACACGCAUGUCUCUUGGGAGGAUGAGAGAUGCACUAAAAGAUUGUAUACUGGCGGCUGAAAUAGAUCCAAAUUUCCUCAGGGUACAACUUAGAGCUGCAAAUUGUUACCUUGCUUUGGGAGAAGUUGGAGAUGCAUUGCAAUAUUUCAAGAGGUGCUUACAAACAGGAGCUGAUGUAUGUGUAGAUCGAAAAAUUGCUGUGGAAGCCUCUGACGGCUUACAAAAAGCACAGAAAGUAUCAGAAUUCACCAAUCAUUCUGCUGAACUUCUGCAAAGUAGGACAAUCUCUGACACAGAUAGGGCAUUGGAACAAAUUAAUGAGGCGCUGAUGAUAAGUUCAUACUCUGAAAAAUUACUUGAACUGAAAGCAGAAGCUCUUCUCAUGUUGUGUAAAUUUGAGGAGGUGAUUCAGCUGUGUGAUGAGACACUUGGUUCUGCUGAGAAGAAUUUUUGUUCAUUGGAUGCUGAGGGAGAAGUUAUAAAUUCGGAUAUCUCACAACUCCAAAAAUGCUUCUACUUCAGGCUAUGGCGAUGCUCAAGGAAACUUAAAUCCUACUUUCACCUUGGAAAGCUUGAAGAAGGUCUUUCUUCACUGGAGGAACAAGAAAAAAUGAUGUCUUCCAUGAACAAGAGUGGAAGCAAUGUUUUCAACUCACUGAUUCCCCUGGCUCCCAUUGUACGUGAACUCUUACAUCACAAGACUGUGGGGAAUGAAGCAUUUCUGGCAGGAAGGCAUGCAGAAGCUGUUGAGCAUUAUACUGCAGCUUUGUCAUGUAAUGUGGAAUCUCGCCCAUUUGCAGCUGUCUGCUUUUGUAAUCGUGCUGCUGCUUAUACAGCAUUAGGUCAAAUCACUGAUGCUAUUGCAGAUUGCUGUCUAGCUAUAGCUCUGGAUGGAAAUUAUUUGAAGGCACUUUCUAGGCGUGCAACUCUGUAUGAGAUGAUCAGAGAUUAUGCCCAAGCAGCUAGUGAUCUUCAGCGACUUGUCUCUAUUCUCAAUAAGCGGGUGGAUGAUAAGGCCAGUCAGCAGGGAAUAUCCGAUAGAUCUUAUAAUUUUACUAAUGAUUUGAAACAAAAUUCUAUUAGGCUUUCUGAAAUGGAGGAAGAAGCCAGAAAGGAGAUCCCUCUUGAUAUGUACCUCAUAUUGGGAGUUGAACCGUCUGUUUCUAUAUCUGAAAUCAAGAAAGCCUAUCGGAAGGCUGCGCUUAGACAUCAUCCUGACAAGGCUGGCCAAUCUUUGGCACGAAAUGACAAUGGUGAUGAUCAGAUGUGGAAGGAUAUUGCUAAUGAAGUACGGCGAGAUGCUGAUAGGCUUUUCAAAAUAAUUGGAGAGGCCUAUGCAGUAUUGUCAGACCCUGCUAAGCGUGCACGAUACGAUGCUGAAGAAGAAAUGAGAAACGCUCAAAAGAAGCGCCAUGAAGGGAGCAUGGCUAGAACUAAUGUCGAUACCCAAUCUUACCCAUUUGAACAAAGCAACAUAAGGAGACGUUGGAGAGAUUUACGUAGAUCAUAUGGUAACUCAUCUUCUAGAGGCUUUGAAACCGGCCAGUCAGGGAGAUCGUAUGGUAACUCAUGUUCUAGAGGCUUUGAAACGGGCCAGUCAGGCAGGUACUAAGAACAAGUUGGAAACAUCAAUCAUUGGUAAGAAUCCGGAUCAGCUCUUAGAAUUCAACAUAUUUAUAUGAUUCACCAGCUGCUGUUCACCUGCCAAACAUGAGGAUCUAUUUACACUGAGCAAGAGUCAUGCACUUUCGCAAACAGAUUUGAGAUCACUGGCAUAACCAUUGAGAAUCUUGCUUGGUGGAUGACUCUCAUUGCCUGGGAGGCAAUGGUCUUUUCUUAUUCCAUUGACAAGAGAAAGAAAACUUGCUUGCGUUUAGUGAUCGUUGCGUUCAUUUUAUGGCUUGCCUUCAACAGGAGGAAGGGUUUGGUGAUUGAAAGUUGUGAGCUUGGUUUUAUUUUUUAUUUUCCUAAAAAAUUUUUAAAAGCAAAAUGAGCUUGAUUUUUAUUGAAAGCUUGAAAUUUUGCAAUGAGACUGAGGUCUCUUUUUUUGAGAGAUGUAAAUGUUCCAUAGUCACUCGUCAGGGAGUUGAUAUUUUAAGAUGUAGCCAGUUUUGCCUGUAACGUUAGUGUGUAUGCAAAAGGGGAAGGAUUACGAUCUCUCCCGGGUUUACUUAAUGAAGCUUGCAAUAUACUACCUCCAGUUUUAAUUA